Molecule: messenger RNA, 930 nt
Organism: Scomber japonicus (chub mackerel)
Lineage: Eukaryota; Metazoa; Chordata; Actinopteri; Scombriformes; Scombridae
Gene: klf7b
Product: Kruppel-like factor 7b
Exons: 4
Coding region: 1-930 (309 amino acids)
Biological process (GO): regulation of transcription by RNA polymerase II
Molecular function (GO): DNA-binding transcription factor activity, RNA polymerase II-specific; RNA polymerase II cis-regulatory region sequence-specific DNA binding
Source: RefSeq, a predicted model, not a curated record
AUGGAUGUGUUGGCGAAUUACAGUAUUUUCCAGGAACUCCAACUCGUGCAUGACACUGGCUAUUUCUCAGCGAUGCCUUCCCUGGAGGAGAACUGGCAGCAGACAUGUCUAGAGUUGGAGCGGUAUCUACAGACGGAGCCCAAGCGUCUGUCAGAGCUGUUUGAUGAGGAGCUGGACUGUCUCUUAACGCCGGCCUUCAUGCAAGGUGGCGACAGUGACGAGGACCUGAUGGACCCCCUUCUCCCCAGCUUGCCCGAACAGCCCAGCCCGCCUCCACUACUGGUAACCCUCCCCAAGGUCCAGGCCAAAAUCCUCCAGAUGCCCAACCACAGCAAGACCCAAGCAGAAGCAGGAACCGAAACCCUCACGACGAAGGAGCAAGUCCUCGGAGGGGUCAGUGCCGCACAGCUUAGCGCCGCCGUCACAUCCCUAACACCGCCGUCAUCGCCAGAGCUCGGCCGCCACCUCAUCAAACCCACACAAACGCUGACUGCGACGGCAGAUGGCACACUAACACUCAAACUGGUGGCGAAGAAGGUAGGGUUAGGGGCGGCGAAACUGGUGGCAGCACGAGCGUUACCAUCCCCACCGAGCCGAGGAGGAACCCUCAGUGACAGCGAGCAGGGAGGAGGAGGAAAUGUGGUAGGAGAUGUACCAGAGAACAAGAAGAGAGUCCACCGGUGCCAGUUUAACGGCUGCAGGAAGGUUUACACCAAGAGCUCCCAUCUGAAGGCACAUCAGAGGACCCAUACAGGUGAGAAGCCCUAUAAGUGCUCAUGGGAAGGCUGCGAAUGGCGUUUUGCCCGAAGUGAUGAGUUGACACGACACUACCGCAAACACACCGGGGCAAAGCCAUUCAAGUGCAACCACUGCGACAGGUGUUUCUCUCGGUCAGACCACCUGGCCCUGCACAUGAAGAGGCACAUCUGA